AUGGACCCUCCCUCAGCCCUUCUCCCAACAUGUGUCCCCUGGCAGGGGCUCCUACUUACAGCCUCACUUUUAGCCAUGUGCAAUGUGCCCACCACUGCUGAAGCCACCACUGAGUCAGUGCCACCCGCUGUCCUCGAAGGGAGCAGUGUCCUUCUACUCGCUCACAAUCUGCCAGGCAACCUUUCAGCCUAUCACUGGUUCAAGGGGGAAAAGCCACUGGACAAAAAUCUAAUUGUAACGUAUGACAUAACAUCUCAGGAAAUGAAGCGAGGAAAGCUACACGAUGGCAGAGAGACACUAUACCCUAAUGGAUCCUUGAUGUUACAGAAUGUCACCUUGAAGCAAUCUGGAAUCUACAACCUAAAUAUCCAGUCUGCAGAGUCUGACCAAAAAUCAGUGCUCGUGGAGGUCUUCGUAUACCCUCGGUUAUCCAAACCCUCUAUAAGAAGCAAUGGCACCACAGCUGUGGAGGGGCAAGAGGCUGUUGAAUUGACAUGUGACCCUCCCUUCCUGAAAACAACCUACGUGUGGCGGCUAAACGGUAAGGAACUUCCAGGUGACAACAACGUCAGCCUGUCCCAGAGUAACACAACUCUCACUUUACUCAAGGUCUCCAGGCAUUUCACAGGACACUAUGAGUGUGAAGUCCAGAACCCGCUAAGCGCCUUUCGGAGUAACCCAUUCACUCUGGAUGUUUACUAUGGUCCAGAUACCCCCAAAAUAUUUCCCCCAUACAAAUACUUUGAAGAAGGACAAAGCCUGUGGCUAUCCUGCCAGGCAACCUCUUACCCUGAAGCACAGUAUUCCUGGAUUAUCAAUGGCAAACCCCGGAAAUCUGACCAAGAGGUCUUUAUCCACAAGGUUAGCCCAAGUAAUAGUGGAUUAUAUACCUGCCUCGUCAAUAACCCGACAACUGGCCGAGAUAAUUUCAAAGUUAAAGAAGUUACAGUAGUUGAGAAAUUGCGGAAGCCCCAUAUCCAAAUCAAAAAUAAAACUGUGCUAGAACACCAUUUUGUGGACCUGACCUGCGUAUCAGAGAAUCCUGGCAUCUCCAUAUGGUGGACAUUCAAUAACAAGAGACUGAAGACCACAGACAGGGUGGUGUUCACCUUGAACAACAGAAGUCUCACCAUAGGACCCAUCACAAAGGAGGAUGCUGGGGCAUACCAGUGUGAGGUCUCCAAUCCCUUCAAUUCCAGGUUAAGCGACCCAGUCAGCCUGGCUGUACUCUAUGAACCGUCAAAAAGGAAUUACCCAAUUUCAGCCCCGAUGGCUGCUGCCUUGGUUGUGGAAUUUCUGGCUGGGCUGGCUAUACUAGGAGGCCUGGCAUACUUCGUGUUUUUCAAGAAACUUCACAC
Molecule: messenger RNA, 1358 nt
Organism: Cricetulus griseus (Chinese hamster)
Lineage: Eukaryota; Metazoa; Chordata; Mammalia; Rodentia; Cricetidae
Source: RefSeq, a predicted model, not a curated record